AUGUCACCCCGUCGUUCCUCUCGGGCUCGCACGUCCCAACCCUCUCCUGCUCUCCCUCAGCACACCAACUCCUCCUCCAGCUCCUCCAAUUCUCACACUCGAGAGAGGAGCACACGAUCGAACCAUAAAAAUCCCUCCCCCAACGCUUCGUCCGGUCACCGGUCUCAGUCCAUCGAUGAUGCUGAAUCCGGAUCGAAAGACCUGCCACAAACGCGGCAGCGCCAGCGCGCCCACGAUGACGAUGACGACGAUGCCCGCGACGAAGAUGACGAAGACCUCGAUGAUGAGGAGGAAGAAGUAACUCGGUGUCUCUGUGCUCAGCAGGAAUAUCCAGGUUUGCCUCAAUCUCGUCGCGAGGCUCUCGGUCGCGGCACCAUCAAGCUGGAGGCCAUCCAGGGCCCCCUUGACCCAUCGGACCCUCUUACAGACGAAAUCGGCAGCAUGUUCAUCCAGUGUGAUCUCUGCAAAGUCUGGCAGCAUGGUGGCUGCGUCGGAAUCAUGGAUGAGGCGACAAGUCCCGACGAAUAUUUCUGUGAGGAGUGCCGGAAAGAUUUGCACAAAAUCAAAGACGAACCUAAUGGCACACGCUCAUCCACCUACCUUCCUGUCGCACCGGCAGCGGCACCGCCCCCGCCGCCUCCUCCUCCGCCUCUACCAGCCCCUCCAGCGCAGCCCGCAGUAUCCCCCGCGGUGCCAGCGGUAGCCCCAUCUCCAGCGCCGUCUUCUCGGGCUUCCUCGAGAGAGAUCCCCAGGGAAAUCUCGCGCCGGUCCAAGGAUCCCAAAUCCCGCAGCAGCGACAAAGCGAGUGAAAGUGCCGCUGCUCAUGCCAAGCGGCGAUCUACCAUGAACAGCCGCGAUGCCGCGUACGAUGAGGAAGAAUUGAUUCGACGCGCAAUUGAGGAGAGCAAGGCCGACACGAAAAGCAACCCCGAUGAGAAUGAGACUCAUUUGGGAAAGCGAAGUCGGAGUGAGAGCGCAACCAACAGGGAUGGAGCAAAACGCCCGCGAACUACGUCACCAUCACCUGGCGCUGUGUCAAAGCGCAGCAAAUCCGGAUCCCAUCCACCUUCCGAGGAUGCGCCCAAACAAAAGCCCGCAGUCAACGGGAACGGGACCAGGAGACAAAGGGCUCCGUCUCGCACCCAGCUCGAUAAAGAGCAACCCAAAGAGGCCGACGAUGUUGAGACGGAGGCUCCUGAAGCGUCGAAUCGUCGCAAGGAGAGAACUACCCGUCGCAAAGGAGAUGAUUCCGACAAUGAGACUGGUUCUCCAAUCAAGACCGCACCACCCGAGCCUGAAGCUACACAGGCAAGCCCUAAUACCCCAACACCCCAAGAGCCCACUCCUGCGCGGCCAUCAACCCGCAAAUCCGGCCGGCCUCCCGCACGCCGUGGUCGCGUUGGACGAAAUCAAUAUACCAAAGACCGAGAUACCAAUGGCAAUGGUGAUGCCGGGUACAUGGCGAACUCGCCGCGCCGAGGCCAAUCCCACGAGAUUGGCGCAGACUCCCCGCGCGUCGGAUACGGAGUGAACGGAACCCACAUGAACGGCGGGGAGUCCGGACGACCCAGCAAACCGCGCCACAUGCACCCCCAGCGAACGACGAUGAACGAGAUGAAACGCCGAGUCGCAGCGAUUCUCGAAUUCAUCUCGCGCAUGCAAGUCGAAAUGGCAGUCGCCAGCGAGAACUCGUCCACGCCGACCGGUAACGGCGACCGAGCACAGGGCCUGCUUUUGAAAAGCAUGGUUGAUCAAAUCGACAGUGCCAUGCCGUCGGCCGGCAGCGACGGCGGCGAGUCCGCGCCUGCGACCACAGAUGGCGGAUACGGCGAGUCGAACCACGAGAAAGACUUCAAGGAACUCAGCAGCGUCGAGAUGAUGGAUGUGCUGACUCGCCAUCUGCUCAAGUGGCAGCAGGAGUAUGGCAAGUUUGGUGAACGGUAG
This is a messenger RNA of Penicillium brevicompactum, 1944 nucleotides long. RefSeq lists its product as uncharacterized. Gene Ontology annotation, cellular component: Rpd3L-Expanded complex; Rpd3L complex. NCBI's taxonomy places the organism in Eukaryota, Fungi, Ascomycota, Eurotiomycetes, Eurotiales, Aspergillaceae. The record is from RefSeq and is a predicted model, not a curated record. Gene Ontology annotation, biological process: negative regulation of rDNA heterochromatin formation; negative regulation of silent mating-type cassette heterochromatin formation. The coding region runs from base 1 to 1944 and encodes 647 amino acids. The transcript is spliced from 4 exons.